UCAGUUUAUUAAUUAACCUUAACGAUCAUUUCUCACAAAUUACUCCGUUGGAAGCUUUUUUCUAUCAAUUGCUUAACUACGAUUACGAUAAUUAUUAAUCACGUGUGAAGUCUUAAAGUACUUUUACUGUUCACUCAGGAUAAAAGUGUCUAACGAAAAAAAUAACAAUUAAUUAAAAAAGUGAACUAAGAAUGCCGGCUACCAUUCACAACAACGUCGUUUCUGGUCCUGAAGAAGUGCUUAUUCCAGGUCAUCUAUCCUAUGGACAAUUUAUAUACGAAAAAUUUAAACAGGCUGAGAAUAAAAUUGCUCUGAUAAGUGCAGAGACUGGGGAGAGUGUUACGUACAAGUAUCUAUUGCAAUGUAGUGUAAAUCUGGCAGAAGCUCUCAGAUCACUUGGACUGAAGAAAGGAGAUGUAGUGGCACUGAGCAGCGAGAACCGGUUCGAAUUUGUUGUUGCAUCACAUGCUGUGAUCUUUUGUGGUGCUACAUUAUCCACUCUCAAUGUCACUUAUACACCAGGAGAAUUGACACACAUAUUACAAAUUAUAAAACCAAAGUUUAUAUUUUCAUCGCCAAUUAUUGCUCAAAAUUUAUAUGAUUGUAGCAAAGAUUUAGCAUUUGUUAAAAAUAUUAUAUUAUUUGGGGAGUAUGAUGUUGUUCCAUCAAUUUUUUAUAAUGAACUUGUUAAGAAGCAUGUGGACAUAGAUGACUUUAUGUUAGCUGAUGUCAACGGAGCUGAAGAUGCUGUAGCUGUAAUGUGCUCUUCAGGCACCACCGGCCUGCCUAAAGCUGUCAUGCUUACGCAUGUUAAUUUUCUUACAUUAUCUGCACAUAUGAAGUAUUACUUAGCAGCAUCUCAAGGUAACAAAAAGCAGGCUGUUAAAACUGGUCUAUCAUUGAUACCAUGGUUCCAUGCUUAUGGCUUCAUCACAACAAUGGCAGUCAUGUGCAUGCAUAUUGAAGUUGUAUUCUUGAUCCGUUUUGAUGAACAACAGUUUUUAGAAACUAUACAAAAAUAUAAGGUUAAUAUGACAACUAUAGUCCCACCAUUAGCAGUAUUCUUAGCAAAGAAUCCACUAGUCACAAAAUAUGAUCUAAGUUCUCUUACUGAAAUCUGGUGUGGAGCAGCUCCACUGUCCAGUGACAUACAGAAAAUGGUCUGCCAAAGAAUUGGUAUAGACUUUAUAAAACAAGGUUAUGGCCUAACAGAGGUGACAAUGGCAUGUUGUGUGGACUUAACGAGCGGAGAAAAGAUUGGCUCCUGUGGAACUCCAGCUCCAGGAAUGAAGAUAAAGGUUAUUGAUAUUGAAACGGGCAAAUUAUUACCUGCAAGAGAGAAAGGAGAGUUGUGGAUAAAAUCACCUUUGCGUAUGCAAGGUUACAUGGGAGAUAAGGCAGCCAGCGAUGCUCUGAUUGACUCUGAGGGGUAUGUGAGGACUGGAGACAUUGGAUAUUACGAUGAAGACGGAUUUUUCUACGUCGUUGAUCGGCUAAAAGAGCUUAUUAAAUAUAAGGGAUUUCAAGUGGCACCGGCGGAGCUCGAGGCGCUGCUGCUGCAGCACCCGGGUGUGGCGGAGUGCGGUGUGGUGGGCACUCCUGAUGAGGCAGCCGGCGAGCUGCCCACAGCAUUCGUAGUGCGCUUGCCUGGCUCUGACGUCACCGAGACAGAAAUUGUACAAUAUGUAGCCGGCAAGGUAUCGCCAGCAAAGCAUUUACGUGGCGGAGUUAUAUUCGUCAAUGAUAUACCAAAGAAUGCAUCCGGAAAGAUAUUACGUCGCGAACUUAAGACACUGUUACCAAACAAUAUUGCUAGAAGCAAGCUGUAGAUAUAAAUAUUAAAAUAAUAGUGUUAAUUACUAGUCACAAGUGAUUGUGUUAUUUACAUUGUUAUUGUAUUUUUUUAUUUGCAAAUGUAAUUUACAAAUGUUACAUGUUUUUAUGAACCAUUAUAUGGUGAUGGUUUUAUUUUUUAUACCUCCCAUUGUUAUAUAUUGCAUAAGUAUAAAGUGAUUUAAAAUAAACGAAAAUACCUCUAACAAGUUGAAGUUAAUGUACAAGUAAAACAAAACAACUCACGAACCGCUUUACAAUGUGGUUUAUAUGCAGCAAUAAUAAAACUAACAAGACAUCGUGUGAAAAAUUUAGUGUUUCUCUCAAACUCACUAAUUGUUAAUUGCAGAUUAUUUAAGAUAUGAACAUUUUUACAUUCCGUGUUAAACAUUUCCAUAUUAUUUUUUGUUGAUGAUACAAAUAAUAAA
Messenger RNA from Papilio machaon (common yellow swallowtail), 2261 nucleotides. RefSeq names its product 4-coumarate--CoA ligase 1. The record is from RefSeq and is a predicted model, not a curated record. Bases 192 to 1829 code for a protein of 545 amino acids. Gene Ontology annotation, molecular function: long-chain fatty acid-CoA ligase activity. The transcript is spliced from 9 exons. Gene Ontology annotation, biological process: fatty-acyl-CoA biosynthetic process; long-chain fatty acid metabolic process. Lineage: Eukaryota; Metazoa; Arthropoda; Insecta; Lepidoptera; Papilionidae.